Xiphophorus maculatus (southern platyfish) is the source of this 5732-nucleotide messenger RNA. It is a transcript of the gene fgd4a, whose product is annotated as FYVE, RhoGEF and PH domain-containing protein 4. NCBI's taxonomy places the organism in Eukaryota, Metazoa, Chordata, Actinopteri, Cyprinodontiformes, Poeciliidae. The transcript has 16 exons. Bases 995 to 3154 code for a protein of 719 amino acids. Gene Ontology annotation, biological process: cytoskeleton organization; filopodium assembly. Gene Ontology annotation, cellular component: cytoplasm. The record is from RefSeq and is a predicted model, not a curated record. Gene Ontology annotation, molecular function: guanyl-nucleotide exchange factor activity; zinc ion binding.
GAUUAUUAAGUACUAGAGCAAACUUCCAGAAAACUGAAAAAGAGCUGAAACUCUGAGUUUCUAUGAAUCAAAACUAAAACCCACCUGGUUAGAGCUGCUUUAGAACCAUAAUAAAUGGAAUAUUGACCAACAUAUUUGAUGUAUUUUGAUGAUUUUCAUGUUGACACUCGAUAAAUUGUAAUGUUUGCCACCAGUUUCUCUAAAUAGUGACUCUAUGUUAUUUUUAUGGGUUUUAAUUUUUGUAUUUUUAUGAAGUAAAGCACUUCCAGCUGCCUUGUUGCUGAAAUGUGCUAUUAAAAUAAAUUUAAUUGAUAGAUAGUUUCACUAGCAGAAUGCUUUGAUAAUGUCUUGUUAUAAGUGAAAAAGUAUUUCUGAAAAGUUAUCUGUAAGUUAGUUUUGUCUUGUUUUAAGUGUAAUAAGAUAUUUGGACUAUAACUGGAUAAAAUCUACCUGGUCAGACUUUGAGUUUUUGCAGUGUUCUGUCCUGUUUGCCUGGCAUUGAUCCAUCUAAUUGGGCCUCAAGUUAAAGAUUUUUUGCUCGUUUCAUCAAAAUGACACAAAGUCCAACUUUUAACAUCCUGUUGGGUCUAAAGUCUGUCUGCAGGUGGAACAGCUGUUAUCCCAUCAGUCGGAUCAUGUUUGUGUCUUGAGCUCCUGAUUUGUGUUGGUCGUUGUGAAAGUUUCCUAAGUGGGGUGCGGGGGUGCGUGGGGGUGUGUGUGUGUAUGUGUGUGUGUGUGAGGGAGGAGUUUAGUGCGUUUCUCUCAGCCUCCCUGCUGGGCUGAGUCACUCAGCCUGGGAAGAUUGCAUGGAGCCUAAACUUAGCUUCCUUGUGGGAGCAAACGGCAGCGUCCCCUUACUGAAGAAAGGCUUUGCAUCUGUUUGUCCUGCCGGUCUGAAACCUGCGUGCCGCCAAAGCCGGAGCACCUGCUGAGUCCAGUGUCUCCUCUGCAGCCGCCGCUGGGCAGCGUCCAGAAAUCCCCGCUGAGAUUCAUCAUGGAGGACGGAGGAGGAAAGCCGACCACCACGCCGCGCGACAGGGUCAAACCGUCCAAGGUGUCGGACCUGAUCAGCCGCUUUGAGGAGAACCGCAGCGCAGACAACAAGAGAGACGGCUCGGCGCUCAAACAGACCAGCAAGGUGUCCAGCUCCAGCUCGGCUCUCCGCGUCUGCCAGCUGACCGACAUCAGCAAGAUUCAGGAGAAGUUCUCGUCCCCGGCAGCCGCGACGCAGGAUGCCAAGAGGCCAGCGGCCAACGGGGUGCUAGCACAGAUGGAGCAGGACAAGGAGACGGAGGAGGAGACGCACCACAGCGUGAGGACAGAGACUGCUGAGCUCGUAAACGGAGAUUUGGAAAGACCAGAUGAGGUGGACGAUCAUUCAGCUUCACAGCACUCGGACAGGACCGGUGCUGAGAAUGAGGACAGGGAGAAAACAACAGAAACUCAGCAGAAGAGUGAAGAGGGACACUCUGAGCAAAAGGAGACGAACGAGCAGAAGCUGUUUAAGAUCGCCAGCGAGCUGCUGCACACGGAGAAGGCGUACGUGGCCCGACUCAACCUGCUGGACCAGGUGUUCUGCACCAAGAUGAUGGAGGAGGCGAAUAAAGGCACUUUCCCUCUGGAUGUGGUGAAGAACAUCUUCUCCAACAUCGCCUCCAUCCACGCCUUCCACAGCCAGUUUCUGCUUCCUGAUCUGGAGAAACGCAUGGGGGAAUGGGCGUCCACACCGCGGAUCGGCGACAUCCUGCAGAAACUCACCCCCUUCCUCAAAAUGUACGCUGAGUACGUGAAGAACUUCGACAAGGCCAUGGAGCUGCUGAAGCAGUGGACCGACCGCUCGCCGCCGUUCAAGGCCAUCAUUCAGGAGAUCCAGAGUCAGGAGAUCUGCGGCAGCCUGACGCUGCAGCAUCACAUGUUGGAGCCGGUGCAGAGAGUUCCCCGAUACGAGAUGCUGCUGAAGGAUUACCUGAAGAAACUUCCUCAGAACGACCCGGACCGCAGCGACGCAGAAAAAUCAUUAGAAAUCAUCGCCACAGCAGCCACCCACUCCAACAGCGCCAUUAGGAAAUCUGAAAACCUGAAGAAGCUGAUGGAGAUUUACGAGAUGCUGGGUGAAGAGGAGGACAUCGUUCAUCCGUCCAACGAAUUCAUCAAGGAGGGCCACAUCAUGAAGCUGGCCGCCAGGAACACCUCCACCAUGGACAGAUACCUGUUCCUGUUCAACAACAUGCUGUUGUACUGCGUGCCUAAAUUCAGCCUGGGCGGACCCAAAUACACGGUGCGGACCCGGAUCGGGAUCGACGGCAUGAAGGUUGUGGAAACGAGCAACGAGGAUCAUCCUCACACCUUCCAGGUGUCGGGCAAAGAACGGAUGCUGGAGCUCCAGGCCGGCUCAGAGCAAGACAAGGCGGGAUGGAUCAAGGCUUUCCGGGAGACCAUCGAUAUCUUCCAGCAGAAGAACGAGUCAUUCAAGAACGCUCUGAAGGACGUGGAGGAAGUUUCGAAAGCUGAGCUGGGGAAGCGGGCUCCUCGCUGGAUUCGUGAUAAUGAAGUGACGAUGUGCAUGAAGUGCAGGGAGCCUUUCAACGCCAUCACACGGCGGCGGCAUCACUGCAGAGCCUGCGGUUAUGUGGUUUGCUGGAAAUGCUCAGACAACAAGGCACACCUUGAAUACGACAACUACAAAGUGAACAAAGUCUGCAAAGACUGCUACUCCAUCCUGACAGGAGAAGGGGUCACCGGGGGCCGAAGGAAGGGCAUCCUGGAGAUCGAAGCGGCUCAGUUCACAGACAGCAGCAUCAUGUCAGGCUUCCUGCAGCACUCUGAGAAAGGAGGCAAGCUGUGGCAGCGGGUCUGGUGUGUGAUCCCAGAGAAAGAGUGUCUGGUGCUCUACCUGUACGGAGCUCCACAGGACGUGAAGGCCCUGUGCACCAUCCCGCUGCUGGGCUACACGGUGGAGGACGCCGACACGCCGGCCAGCUUCCGCCUGUCCCAGUCCAAGUUUGUCCACACCUUUGCUGCUGAGAGCGAGGAGCUGAAGCAGCGCUGGCUGAAGGUCAUCCGAGCGGCGGUGACCGGAGAGAUGCCGGCGCGGCCCGAAACCAACGGCGGCGAGAACAGCGGCACGCAGGAAGCUAAUCCUGACGACACCUAGGAGGGUCGUCCGCUCACUCGGCCUGCUGCGGGACUUUCCUCCGCGUCCAACCCGCUGCCGGACUGUCCAGGACCCAAAGACGUCCUCUGUCCUGUCCUCCAGGACGCAGCGGGACGACGGGAUAAGCUGCCGUCUCCAGGGUUUUCUCCUGCUAUCUGUGCUGGAUUCCUAACGUUUCUGGUACAAUCAACACUAGAGCAGAGGGCUUCAGGACGCACCUCCUGCCUCGAUGAGCAGCACUAUAUAAAGGAACAUUCAGACUCAGUCUUUCAGGAGAUGGGACUCAAACUACGUCUGCUGGUGCUGUAAAUCUCUUUCUUGUACAGAACGCUUUUUAUAUAUAUAAAAAAACAACACUUUUUUCAUUUAUGUACAAAAAUUCAGUCUCAAGCUUUUCUGUUAUGAAAAAGAGGAACAUCUAAACAUCAUCGAAAAUAUUCGCAGUAUUCCCUCUGACUGGAGCGCCGGAGGAGACGGUUUUAAAACGAAGAACAUGAAGCUGGAUUCUCAUCUCUUCACUCAAUCUGCUGAAACAAGAGACAAACAUAAAAAUUAUGUGAUGCAGAUUAAAAACUAUAUUUAUUACACAUUAUUUGAAGCAUGGUAAACCUGUGCUUUAAAUAAUUAAACCUUCAUUAGCAAAAUAAAUGGGAUUCUUUUUUGUUGUUAAAAUCUUGUCUCAUUUUCACGUUAAGCAUGUAAUCACAUUGUAUUUAUUUAAAAAUCCAAGUGAAAAAAUGUUAGGAUAAACAUUUCUGCUGCAAUCAAAAGCUUCUUUACUGUAAAAUCUCCCAUUUUUCUAUCACUACUUACGUUUAAUGAGGUGUAUCCUAAAGAUAAGACAGUAAAACAUCAACAGGUUGACACUAGACAGGCUCUCCAAAAUCUUUCCUAAAUUAUGGAAUAAAUAGACAUGAGCUAACAUGUAUGUAUAACUCAACAUGUAUGAGCUAUACAUACAUGUUAAUCUCUAUGAUCUAUGCAGAUUUACAAUCUGAUCAGAUUUGGUUUUCUUUGUGUCUGUGCUGCUGCCACGUGUUUAGCAUUGAGAUGCUAUUUCAGGCUAGCAUAGCUUUGCUGACAGGCUAACUGCUUUUAGUACAACUUGAACACAACAGUAGUAUUUUCCAGCGUCCAAUCAGAUCAGUUUAUUAGUGGAAAUUAACGGAGAACAGCGGCUUUGUUCUCUAGCGCUGUUGUUUUGCGGACGUUGCUUGUGCGUCAGAUUUACAGGCGUACCAAAUAUGUUCCGCUCGGAACAUUUGUAUGUAAAACCUUACAGUGAUUAAUUACGUUAAAAUGUUAAAGCACAAAUAUAUGUAAUCAAUCAACUGAAAUUAACGCGUUAAAGUCCCGGCUGCAUGUUAAACAUAAGUUUGAAUACAAAAAGCCUAAAGAUGCCACUGCUGUAAACAAACCACAUAAAAUGCAUAACUCUAAUAUUUUUUCGCUCCCUUAUUGGAUUCAUGUUAAUGUUUAUUUAAAGAUUAACAUUGAAACUAAUACCGUAAAAUAUCAACUCAUUGAAGACCUCUGCAGAUCACGUCAUUUUUCCUGUUUGUCUCUCCGAUUCAGAUUUAGCUCAAACGUUCGUUUGACCGGAUAUGACGCAACGUCUGCGGAAAUUAAUAUCUCCACGUUACUGACGGCAGGAAAUGACAGAAAGUCCUUUAGGGAAAUCAUCAGAACUAUUAAACAUAUUUGAUUUAAAUGUAUGUUGCCGUUUGCAUCAAAAUAGCAGUUUAGUAUUUUAACCACGGCUGGAGGGAGAGAAAUGGUUUGUCUUAAUGUUUCAGUGUGAUGAUGGAGAAGCAGCACAAUCAGACACAGCCAGCCGAUGAAACAAGUGUAAAUGUGUUUUUACUGCUGUAGUUAUUUUUUAUUUAAAGUAAUUUAUAGAGUAUGAUGGACUGUUGAAUGCAGCACAAACUUGUUUCUUCGCAGUCAGCUGAGGAAAGCAACCAACUGGUCAAAUGGCCGCCAACAUUGACUUUGAGGGGAAAUGUGCCAAUUGUUUUAUUUUUGCUCAUCUCUGAACCGUUCCCCUCUGCAGUAUUCAAAUAAACAAAAACAAUAGAGCACAAACCCUGUGAUGAAUCUGAAUGUAAAUCUAUACUUCUGUCUUCAUCGCCUUCCCAAACAUUUGAGAAUCUACGCACUUUACACCCUGAAAGAAACAAAAGUGUACCUGCAAAGAAAAUAAAAGACAUAAGUGGUCUGUGCUGAUCUUGUAUUAUUUAAAAGCCAUUUCUGGCUUGUUUAGUUUGUCAGGCUGCUUCACACGGUUUUGGUUCCCCGUUUUGCUUCUCCUGUCGGGUUUUCACAGUGACUCAACCCAGAUGAGUGAAGUUCCCCCCCCCACCUUCAAAUCACACAAAAAUGGUGUCAAUCAACUCGACUACACUUGGCUUUGAAGAUAUGAAUGACAUUUUAAAGGUAAUUUUGAUUUUGCAAAAGUGGUGGGGUGGGGAAUGGUUGACCUUUUGACCUUUAAACUUUCAUUCAUAUCUUCAAAGUCAAAGCAACACCAACAAAAGUUUUGCUGCAAAUCGUAGUCGAGUUGACACCAAUUUUGUGA